AGUGAGCCUGAAGGCGCGACACUGUGAAUUAGCGUGAAUGAGUACAGGACGGACAAAUUGCAGUCAUCUAACCUCUGUCGAAUUUUUUCCCCUCCUUGUCUAUAGAACUUAUGGUGAAUAUAUCAUCGAAGACGACAUUGGACGCAACAGACGCCAUGAUGGGAGGUCGAAAGGUUGUUACUUAGCUGACCAACACUUGUUACGUCACCUGCCACCAUGAACUUGUUCAAGUUGAAGUUCGUUCGGCGGUCACUGUCAACAUGCAGGAUCAGGGAGCCCCCUUCGCAUUCUUCGCGAAUUGCUCCGACUCCUCUUGUCUUCGUGUCUGCAUCAAAAUGGGACCCCCAAGCACUGCGCAUGCCUGUUCACGCUUCAUUCUUUCUCGAGAAGGGUUUCACAUGUAUCGAAGUUGAUAUAUCCCCGCCCGAGCCCUCUCCUUCUCAGAAUUCAGCAAAUCUGAUCAAGUAUUUCGAGGCCGAGCUGCAGGGCACCAUGCGGUUAUCGAUGAUACCUUUUCCACCUGUGUUCUUUGCUCGCCAUGCGGCUUCACUUAUUGUCCAGACAUACAUCUCUUCCAAUCCGGCAUCCGCUAUUGUCCUCUUCUCGCCUCCUGCAUCUAAUGCCGAGGUUUCGCGAGCCCUGUUACCUACUCCACUAGAGGAAUUCAAUUUUGAGCCUCGUUUUCCGAUUGCCAUCGUCUCUGAUCCAGCCGAGAUGGAACAUCUUCGGGCCAAAAACAGGCUCGUCCAGAGCCCAGGUGUCGAAACAAUCGUCGCAUCUGAUGUUGACGGUUCCGAAGCAUUCAGUUGUAUUGAACGCUGGUUUGAUACUCUGGGUAUAUGAAACUAUGUUGUGAGUACAUGUCAUUAAGCAAUACAAUAGGAUACAA
Desarmillaria tabescens is the source of this 889-nucleotide messenger RNA. RefSeq lists its product as uncharacterized. Lineage: Eukaryota; Fungi; Basidiomycota; Agaricomycetes; Agaricales; Physalacriaceae. The record is from RefSeq and is a predicted model, not a curated record. The transcript has 3 exons. Bases 217 to 843 code for a protein of 208 amino acids.